AGAAUGGUUGGAGUUAGUAUGAGUACACGUGUCAGCUUUCUCGUAAACCGAAUAAACUAUGCCCUGUAUUAGGAAGCGAUUCAUUGCCCGAUUAAGGAAAUACUUUAUUUGGAUUGCGGCAGCAAUUUAUAUAUCAAUUCUUCUCUUUAUAUAUCUCACGACAGCGCAGAAUGACCAAAGAACGAUUCGUGACACCCAAGAGAUUGAGGCUGGAAUUAAGAGGCUCAGAAAAUUGCAAAGAACUAUGUUCAUUAACCCAAAAAGACCGGACGACUCUGUCUAUAAUAUAAACAUAACACUAAGCGAACAAAUAGCCUUGGAUAGGGAAAUUCCGGAUGUUAGACCGGAAGGAUGUUCGUCUAUGCGUUACGACAUUAGUAAAAUGCCGAAAACAAGCGUCGUUAUAAUAUUUUAUAACGAAGCGCUUUCCAUGAUAUUGCGAACGGUUCAUUCUGUACUAAACCGAAGUCAUAAAUCGCUUUUAGAGGAAGUAAUUUUGGUUGAUGAUGCUAGUACCAAUGAAGACUUGAGAACCUAUUUACGGCCUUAUAUAAGCAAUUUACCUAAAGUGAAAUUAUUAACGAACAAAAAACGAUUGGGAUUGAUUAAAGCAAGAUUAUUGGGCUUUCAUAAUGCAGUAGGGGAAUUUGUAUUUUUUCAAGAUGCCCACACAGAAGCUAAUGUCCAAUGGUUAGAGCCUCUCUUGAACGAAAUAUUAAAAAAUCCACGAACCGUUAUUCAACCUUACGUCGACGAAAUCGAUACAAAAACAUUAGAGUACAGAGGAAGCACUGGCAGAGUAUCAAGAGGAGGAUUCAGCUGGGAUCUUCGAUAUACUUGGACUGAUAUACCCGAUCAUGAAUGGAACCGCGUCACUAGAUUGGCAAACGAGGAAAAUAUUCCUCCUAUUUCCUAUCCUUUUCGUAGCGCUACUUUAGUUGGCUGCGCUUUUGGUGUUUUAAAGAAAUAUUUCAUUCAUCUUGGUACUUUUGAUGAGGAUUUUAAGAUUUGGGGUGGUGAAAACAUCGAAUUAGCGUGGAGAACAUGGCAAUGCCAUGGUCAAGUUUUAACUCAUCCCUGCUCUAGAGUAGCUCAUACAUUUAAACCAUUCGCCUAUAAAUUCGACGGUGACAGAGAAAAAAUUGUUCAGAAAAAUCUCAUUAGAACGGCUGCAACAUGGAUGGAUGAUUACGCCAAAUACUUCUAUGCCAUCACUUACGCAUGGGUUUCAAAGAGAACCUAUCUUACAGACGAUGAGAAAAAAACUCUACAAAAAAGGAAAGAUUUAAGAAAGAGAUUACAAUGUAAAUCUUUCGAAUGGUAUUUGGUAAACAUUGCUCCCGAAGUAAAUAUUCCUCCCGCAGACGCAAUACAUGGUGGAGAGAUAUUUAAUACUAAAACUGAAUCUUGUUGGCAUGUUAGGUCCUCUGGAUAUAUCGGAAUAACCACUGAAUGCUUUUUUCACAGAACUGUACCGGAGAACGAAUUUUUUAUGAAACCUUCCAGACACGUAUAUAUUGGUGACAAAGUGCUAAGAGUAGACAAAGGCUCUUGGUUAUUAUAUAUUAGCGACAAAGAGCCAAGCAGUGAUAAUGAUGAAAUAUGGUCAAUGGAGCACGAUGGCUACUAUACUGGUAAAAUAGUAGUAAAUUAUAGCCAUUUGGGAAAGGCUAGAAAAGCUUGCGCCACUCAAGUCACGAAUGUACACAAAAUACACCAGAUGGAACAAAUGGUCCAAAUGACAGACUGCAGCGACACAGACAGAUUUCAAAACUGGCGUUGGACAUAUAAAUUCAAUUGGAAUUAUAAAUUUGACAAAGAUCAUGCUCAGCCAGAAAGAGAUGAAUAA
Molecule: messenger RNA, 1849 nt
Organism: Dimorphilus gyrociliatus
Lineage: Eukaryota; Metazoa; Annelida; Polychaeta; Dinophilidae
Source: the annotation of a GenBank genome assembly